GGCGUGCACGGCCGGACGGAGGGGGUGGAGCUUCGCCUGCCCGUGUGCCUGUCUUCUCUCCAUUGAUUGCCAGCCAGCGGUAGCAGCAGACUCUCACCUCCGCGCGCACAUAAGGAUGAGACAUUCAGAAGUCGAAGACUGAGAAUACUACUUGAAGUUCUCUGCAACAUUUUCGGAACUUUUGCAAAAUGAAGCAAACUCCUCACAUAGUAGAAAACUCAACUGUGAAAGCCCCUAGCAUGGAGAUGAGUCGCGAAUGUUCUGUAUAUCUGAGCAGAACUCCGAUUUCCGCCUCUGUACAAGAGGGGGUCAUACAGAAGCUAAAUGGUCAUGAUGCACUGCCGUUUCUCCCAACUGACAAACUGAAAGACCUGACUUCACGGGUAUACAAUGGAGAGUCCGCUGCUCAUGAGGCAGAUGUGCCUGUUGACUCCCAGGAAACUCAAGGUUCUGAGACUCCUCCCCACACAAGUCCCACCAAGAACGGUUCACCAGAAAUCAAGUUGAAAAUUACCAAGACCUAUAUGAAUGGCAAACCUCUCUUUGAGUCUUCCAUCUGUGGUGAGCAAGGAGAAGAAGCGGCUAAACCGGAAGAAAAUGAAGGCAAAAACAAGAAAGAAAGGAAGCGAAAAAGUAUAAAGUUUGAUUCCUCUGAGGAAAAGUCUAGUGAAGGAAAUCAAGCAGAUUCUGCUCCUGCUGAAUCGUCUGAAGAAAAGUCUGUUUCAGAUCUAGACACGUCCGUUGAGCAGCGAGAGCACGACGACAUUCCGUGUAAGUUCUCCGUUGGAGAUCUGGUGUGGUCUAAGGUGUCCGGAUAUCCAUGGUGGCCGUGUAUUGUGACAUCUGAUCCUGUUCUUCACAGCCACACCAAGAUCAAGGGACAGAAGAAGAGCUUUCGCCAGUAUCAUGUGCAGUUUUUUGGAAAUGCACCAGAAAGGGCGUGGAUUUUCGAAAAGAGUAUUGUGCCUUACACUGGAGAGCAUGAGUAUGAACAGCUCUGCCAGGAGAGCGUUAAACAGACUACAAGCAAAGCUGAAAAAGUCAAGCUUUUGAAACCAAUAACUGGCAAAUUAAAAACACAGUGGGACAUAGGUAUACAGCAAGUGAAGGAAGCCACGCAGAUGACUGUCGAGGGAAGGAAAGAGAAGUUUACUUUCAUUUAUAUUAAAGACCGUCCCCAUCUAAAUCCUAGAGUGGCUGGGAAGGCUGUUCCUACAGAGUCUUACAAAGAUGAUGAGUCCGAUGAACCUUCCGAAAGCCCCAAGAGAGAUGAUGGAGUGCCAAGCAAAAGGAGAAGAGUGUCAAGGAAUACCUCUGCCACCUGUCAAGAGACUGAUCCUGAUUGGAAAACCACUACUGAAAGCUCAGAUGCUAAAGGAACCAUGUCCUUACCCAUCCAGAAAAGGAAGUCAGGAGCACAUAACUCAAGAGGCAGAAAGGGAGACGCUACUCAGUUCCUGGUUUUCUGCCAGAAGCACAAAGAUGAGGUGAUCAGUGAACACACAGAUGCUUCCAGUGAAGAGAUUGAAGAACUGCUCGAGUCACAGUGGAACCUGCUCAGUGAUAAACAAAAAGCUCGCUAUAAUACAAAGUUUGCCAUUCUCACCUCUCCUAAAUCUGAAGAAGACUCUGUGAAUAAAACAACAAACCAACCCUUCUGUAUCCCUCAAGGUUCAACUCCGAAGGACGCAGGGGUAAUCAAGAGGAACAUAAUUCAAGAGUCGCCAAAGAGGAGAUCAAGAUCAAGAAGUAGAUUGCAUGGAAAUACAGGAAACCACACAAAGAUGGACAGCAAGCUUACCGACGAUGAAGAAGCCCCCAGGAAAAGGCUCAGGACCCACAGUCAGAAGCAAGUGGAAAGCAGUACUGAGAAGUCUUCAAAAUCAUGUAGAGGCAGAGAACGUGCCCCUCUAAAGGCCCAGCCAGCAGCUAGCAACCUAUCCGAUGCUUGUAAACCGUUGAAGAAGAGGAAUCGCAAUUCAGAUUUGGGCUCAGUCUCCCGUGGUGCCCGGAAGAGCCUGUCUCCCUUGUCUCUGGCAGAUAAUGAGGUGUCUGACGAGAGGUCUGAAUCCCCAUCAGAGAGUGCAGAUGAGUCGGUCAUGUCCAAAAAGUCUGAAAAGGGAAGUUCAAAGAGGGAGAUUGUCUGUCAGGCGUGUGAGAAAACGGGGGACCUCCUGCUGUGUGAAGGCCUAUGCUUCUCUUCUUUCCAUUUAUCGUGUACCGGCCUCUCUGAAAGGCCAAGCGGACAAUUUCUGUGUGUAGAGUGUAAAUCAGGUAUUCACACGUGCUUUAUCUGCAAGCAGAAGGAUUCUGAAGCCAAACGGUGCAGCGCAAUAAAUUGUGGCAAGUUCUACCACGAGUCUUGUCUGAGGAAGUACCCUUCGGCUGUGUUCGACAACAAAGGCUUCCGCUGCUCUCUUCACCAUUGCGCAAGCUGCGUUGGGUCGAAGUCCAACAGUGCCAGAGUAAUAAAAAAUAAAUUGAUGCGUUGCGUCCGCUGCCCAGUUGCUUACCACAGUGGGGAGUCCUGUAUCGCAGCAGGAUGCACAGUGCUGACACCUUUCAGCAUCAUCUGUACUGCACACUUUGCUGCCAAGAGGGGCAACAGCCAUCAUAGCCAUGUCAAUGUGAGCUGGUGUUUUAUAUGCUCCAAAGGUGGAAGUCUCUUGUGCUGUGAGUCUUGUCCCUCCGCUUUCCACCCUGAAUGCUUGAAUAUUGAGAUGCCAGAGGGAACCUGGUUUUGCAAUGACUGCAGAACAGGGAAAAAACCACAAUACCAAGACAUCAUUUGGGUGAAACUGGGCAAUUACAGAUGGUGGCCUGCAGAAGUGUGUCACCCCAAAAACAUUCCUCCGAAUAUUCAGAACAUGAAGCACGAGAUUGGAGAGUUCCCAGUUUUCUUUUUCGGUUCCAAAGACUAUUACUGGACCCAUCAUGCUCGAGUUUUCCCUUACAUGGAGGGUGAUCGAGGGAGCAAACACCAUGGUGUAAAAAGCAUUGGCAAGGUCUUUAAAAAUGCUUUGCAAGAAGCAGAAGAUCGUUUCUGUGAAAUAAAUUCACAGCGGAAAGCAAAAGAGACUCAGGAAAAUGAGAAAAAGCCACCACCGUAUAAACACAUAAAGGUGAAUAAGCCAUACGGCAAAGUUCAAGUUUACACUGCCGAUAUCGCUGAAAUUCCUAAGUGCAAUUGUAAGCCAUCCAGCGAUAAACCCUGUGGAUUAGACUCUGAAUGUCUAAACCGGAUGCUGAUGUAUGAGUGCCACCCUCAAGUGUGUCCUGCUGGGACGAGGUGUCAGAAUCAGUGUUUUACCAAGCGCCAGUAUCCUGAGACCAAGAUCAUCAAGGCUGAGGGCAAAGGAUGGGGGCUGAUAGCAACUCGAAAAAUAAAGAAGGGAGAGUUUGUGAAUGAGUACGUUGGAGAGCUUAUUGAUGAUGAGGAAUGUAUGGCAAGGAUUCGCCAUGCACAGGAGAAUGACAUUACGCACUUUUAUAUGCUGACCAUCGAUAAGGACCGAAUAAUUGAUGCAGGGCCUAAAGGGAACUAUUGUCGAUUUAUGAAUCACAGCUGUCAGCCAAACUGCGACACCCAGAAAUGGACGGUAAAUGGAGACACUCGUGUGGGCCUGUUUGCUGUGCGGGACAUACCUGCAGGUGAAGAACUUACAUUUAAUUAUAACUUGGAUUGUCUUGGAAAUGAAAAAACAGUGUGUAGGUGUGGAGCUCCUAAUUGUAGUGGAUUCCUUGGGGACAGACCAAAGAAUUCCUCUGCAUCUGCUCAUGAUGAAAAGGCCAAAAAACCCAAAAAGAAGGCAAAACGACGCCGAACAAAAGGCGAUGGCAAAAAGGAGUCUGAGGAUUACUGCUUUCGCUGCAAUGAUGGUGGAGAGCUCAUUUUGUGUGAUAGAAAGGUGUGCACAAAAACCUACCACCUUGAUUGUCUCGAUCUUGACAAAAGGCCUUUUGGAAAGUGGGAGUGUCCAUGGCAUCACUGCGACGUCUGUGGAAAAGCUUCGAUCUCCUUCUGCUGCCUGUGCCCUAAUUCCUUUUGCAAAAGUCACCAUGAGGACAAACAGUUUAGACGGACAAGGGGUGGCAAGCUGUGCUGCAUGGAGCAUGACCAGCGCGAGUUCAAUGAAGUCCAAGCUGCUGAAAACAAAGCUAAAGAGCACUUAAAAGCCAUGCAGAAGAAAAGUCAAACUAGAUAAACACAAAGGACUGCAACACUAUUGUAAAUAUAUAUACCUAUUUGUGAAUAAUUUGUAUGAUGCCCUUUUUUAAUUCAAUGCUGUACAGCCAGCUCACCUCCUGAUUCAGGACACAAUGUACCCACUGAGCCAACCUCUGCAGCCUAGGCUGCAUCUGCACUGAAUGCAAAGCUGUAUUUACUGCAGCUCCAUAACCUGUCAGGACAACCACCUUACACAGCAUUACUGCUAUAGCCUUAUUGGUGGCUUGAUAUUGGAGAGGCUCUCAUAUUGGUUUAAGACGGGAGCUGCUUGAGGUACACCUAUUGAGCAGGUAUUGUUGAGAACCUGUCACCCAUAUACAGUGGAGGUGGUCAUAUAGUAAGCAAAGCUUACAUUCAUCCUCUUGAAUAUUUAGCAUCUAAACACGAUGGGACUAAAUUGCAAACCUAUGUCCCAGUAAAUCUAAAGGAUGGCCGUUGUUGCUUUUAUCGCCCUCCAGAGCAGUUGUAGUGGAGAAUUUUCCGCUGCAAAAAAGUAGCGCCCUUGGGCCUGAUGCAACAGAUUUCAGCAGGUUUUAGUGAAGGGUUUUCUUGACUUUAAAUGCAUGCUUGUUACUAAUUGAGUGAAUUGAUGGGCUUUAUUCUAUAAAGCAUGUCCCAGUGCACCAUAUGGCUGCCCACGAGUUUGCAGCAUUGUUGGUACCAGCCAGUGAAGUGACAGGCUGUGUGUUUUAAAGUGUUGUCCCACCACACAAACUAGCUGUCAAUUUUUACAGUUUCUCGUUCCAGAUUGGUUUUGCUUGUUACCAGUAAAAAUUGUUUUUUGUCAAAGCAAAAUGGUUGCCACCGCUGUUUUGGAUGACAGAAGUUCCUGUUAAAGUUUUUUAUGUUGUGUUUUUCUUUUAUUACAAGACACUAUUUAGCUCCAUCUUGGCAAUACUUAUAUAUUUUAGCGUAUUUUUAUAGUCCAGACAAAAAUUUGUAUAAUCCUUUUAACGGAAUAUAGGUACAUUUAACACAAUAUUGUUUUCAUAGUGUUGUCUUCUUUUAUCUGAGGCUUUUGCUGCAAAUGUCAGUAGUGCUACAAGCGCUGCUUUCACCCGGCCCAAUGACCUGUCCUGGUAACAGGAUUGAACAUGUGGCUAUUUUUUUUUUUUUUUUUUUUACAUCGUGAAAGAUUUUAUAUAUGACUGUUAACUGUGGGAAUUUUUUUUUUUUGUUCUGUGAUUGUUUUACAGAUGUACAGUUGCUACCUCACCUGGGUAAUAUUGUGGUUCCCAACCUGAACAUUUUAUUGUGUGUUUUCUUUUUUUUUUUUUUUUAAGGGGGGGGGGGGGGACGUCCCUAAGUGGGGUGGGUUUGUAAAUCCCUGUGCCUGGGUUCCACUUUUUCUAUUUAAAUCACUCAGUCAAAGGCAACUUUAUUUUUGUAUCGAUGUCAGAAGGCUGCAUGGUCUGUCAGUUCUUAUAUUUCUCAAAUAAUUCAGUGUCUGGGUAGCCAGUUUUUACCACCUGCCAUGACCACCACUCCCUGGACUAGAUUCUCCAUUCAUUAAUUUAUUUAUUUCAUCAUAGAGAAAGGGGCCAUGUGGCUUUUUAUUGUUCCUGUUUGGUAGAAUGAUCAGGAAAAUGGAGGCUGCUGGAAGAACCAUAUUGUGGAGUCAAGCCAAACCUUGGCCACUAAAGAAGCCAAUAUAGUGCAGAAGACCCAUAGAGGCAGUGCAAGCCAUCUGCUGGCCUUCGUAGUCAGGGCAGCUCAGAGGUGGCAGUCGCUGGCAUAGGCGUAAAAUUAGCUUGACCAUUAACUAGCCUGUGUUUGGGCAACUGUAGUCUGGUCAAUCGAAACGUAGCUGCCAUUAUGUGCUCAGUUUCCUCUGAACCACCUUCCUUCAUUGGGUGUUAUACUCUGAGUACUGAAGAUUUCCUGUCAACUUCUAAUGCCUGUGAGCCAGCAAGUCCCCAGAGUGCCCAGCGACAGAUUAUUAUUUUUUUUAUUUAUAUACUUCAUGCCACUCAGCGGGGUUCACAUUUAAAGUACAGGUGGUAUUUGUCUUAGCCAAUGGCUUCAUCUCAGAGUUCAGCUGACGAUGGUGUCAUGGAAAUGUGGCUCUUGUAGAGGCCACAUCACAUUUUCUUCUGUCAACAUUUUAUUAUAUAUUUUUUGUGGUUUGUAUGUUAGGGCCAUGUUUAGCCUGGGAUUCUGCACAAUGCUUUCAGCCCAGGCCUCCUUGAUCUGUAAGUGGAUAAGCAAUGAAUGUGGGCUUAGUAGAAUCUGUGGGAGAGCAGUGUCAGUGAGUAUAUAACAUGUGCCAUAUUUUGUAACAGUUUUCUUGACUUUUAAUUUUGUGAAAUACAGCUAUUUAAAACUAUCCAAGUUCUUCAUGGGUGACUCCAUUUAACCUCCUUUUUUUUUUUUGUUUUUUUUUUUUUUUUGUACCCACACUUCAAAAUUGUGAACCCUGGGAUGCUCACAGUUGUCAGUUUUUGAUCUAGUUGCUGCUUCUUAUGUCUGAGAUCGAAGCAAAGAAUUGUUAACUCCCCAAAGUCUUGUGUGCUUUAAAAAAAAAAAAAAAAAAAACAUUUUUAGAAAGGUCAGCAGUGGCAGAUUGCCUGUCUUUACCUCCAGCUUUAGUUAUGCAAAUCAACAUGAUUGUACUUUACCAGCUCUUUGCUUGUUCAGGGUAUUGCUUCAGACAUACUAAGGCCGGUUUCACACUAUUGCAAAUUGGUUACGGGAUCCCCGCAUCCAAUUCGCAAUAGCAAGGGUAUGUGAGUGUCUCUCUAUGGAGCCGGUUCACAUAUCUGAUGCGGCUCUGCACAGGAGCCUUAUGCGUCUUUUGGUCCGAAUUUGGGCUGAAACAGUGGACCAGGACACACUAGACCCCCUGCUAUGAGCCUCAUUGGGUGUGAACGGAGCCGAAAGCUACAGAAGAAUGGGUGCCAGACAGAAGGUCAGGAAUGGGGGGGCCUUCAUAUUUCAGGUUCACUUCAGUGCAGAUUUUAAUACUUUGCUUUCACUUCCCUGCUACUCUGUUCAGAAGCUUGGAGAAAAAAGGGAAAGCCCUGUGUAAGCUACAAGAUACUGGACUUAUAGUUUACACAGGGCUUAGGGUUCCUUUUUGUGGCGAGGAUUAGUCCAGCACCAUAAGUAUUAACUAUUUUCUUUUGGCUCCUAUUGCUGAACGGGGGAGUGGAAGUAAAGUAUAUGCUGCUGUGGGGUGGGGGUUAAAGCAAACCAGUUGCUUUGCCCUUAGUGUGCCAAACAUGGGUUUUCUAUAAGUGCAUACAAGCAUGUCUUAUUAGUAAAUGACUUCUGAGACCAGUGUUUACCAUUUAAACAUUUAGUUGGAUUUUCUGGCACUCAGCCCAGUAGUUGCCCAUAGUUUGCCAAAUGAUUUUUAAAGCCUGCUAAAGACUUCUUAAAGCGGUAGUAAAGCCCACUUUGUGAUUUUUACCUACAGGUAAGACUAUAACGAGGCUUACCUUUUAGGUAAACUGAAUAUCUCCUAAACAAGCACUGUUUAGGAGAUAUUCACCCUGGGUGCAGCCAGUGACAUCACCAGCACAUGGGCUCUGAAGGUACCAUGUCAGAACGUCAGAGCUUCGUGCCUGAGCCCAAGUGCUCCCACGCACGUGUGUGACAUCAUCGGCCUAAUUGCACGCUCAAGUGUGCAAACCCGGGGGAAGAUGUCGGCCCUCUCAGUGGUGACAGUGCAGUGCUGGAGGGCUUAGUUCUAAGGUAAGUAUUUCUUAGUAUGCGAUGCAUACUAGCACAUUAUGCCAUUGUCCGUCGUACAGGUUUUAGUCUUUUUAAACCAGCAGCUGUUUACAACCGCUUUCAAAUCGCAUUCCUAUGAUGGUGUGAUUUGGCUCUCGCAGCCUGGAGCUGAAGAGUGCUUAGGCUUACAAAAAACUGCUUAACACUUUUUUACUAACAUUUGUAAUGCUAAAAUUUAAAAGCCAUUUAGAAUUCUUUAGUUUUUCAGCUGAGAGGAGACAUUGACUGUUGACUAGGAGUCUCGGGCAUGCAGCAAUCUGUUUGUGAAAAGGAAGCCAUUAGAUAAUGACGCAUAUCAAAGCAGUUUAUGGAGAAUGCAGGCAAGUUUCGUGCAAAGUUUUAUACAAGCCUCCAAAGCACAGAUCUGAGUGUUGUACACAAUUUUUCUAACAACCUCUUCACAGCGGAGAAGGCUGCUGUCUCAGGAUUUUGAUGAUGCCAUGUACUGUACCAGGGAAUCAUUCACCCAGCAGUGUGUUUGUGUAAAAGCAGCCAAAGCAACUUUAUGGACCAGAAACAAAAUUGGAUCUCCAGUGGCAGGGGAUACCUUACAAAUGUUGCUUAUGUUGUCUUCUGCCAAAAAUCAUUUUGUGUAAGGUCUCAGUGACUUGACUACACGUUUACUUCAUUGUAAUGUCACCUGUCAUAUUGUGGUUAGCUUGCUGUUAGGCAUUCUGAUUUUUGUCAUUGAAUUUCAGAUAUUUCGUUUUUUAAAAGUUUUGUUAAGAAAAAGUUUUUAGUUUUGUACUAUAGAGACUGAUUUCUGAAGAAUGAUUUUUGCAUUAUGGUAUACAUCACAUAUCUCUGAAUAGUGUUACCUGUAUCACAUUGUUUUUUUCGUACUGAAGCUUCUGGCCUGGGCUCCCAAAAUCCUUUCCUGUUUUUUUUUUUUUUUAUUCUAAUUUUUUUGUUAAAGUAUAUUGUUUCCUGAAGAGGUUCUACAAUGAACAGUGAUUUAAAUACGCACUUUAUUAUUUUCUAAUGCCAUUUUAAUUUUAUCAUUACUCCAACUUGAAACAUCCUACAAAGUUUUUGUUAUAUUUUUUUUUUUUUUUCUCACCGAAAUAGAACUUUUUUUGGUUACCUAA
This is a messenger RNA of Rana temporaria (common frog), 9051 nucleotides long. RefSeq names its product nuclear receptor binding SET domain protein 2 (gene NSD2). Lineage: Eukaryota; Metazoa; Chordata; Amphibia; Anura; Ranidae. The record is from RefSeq and is a predicted model, not a curated record. The transcript is spliced from 23 exons. Gene Ontology annotation, biological process: regulation of DNA-templated transcription. Gene Ontology annotation, molecular function: protein binding; histone H3K36 methyltransferase activity. Bases 189 to 4205 code for a protein of 1338 amino acids. Gene Ontology annotation, cellular component: chromatin; nucleus.